Messenger RNA from Hippocampus comes (tiger tail seahorse), 891 nucleotides. It is a transcript of the gene cox5aa, whose product is annotated as cytochrome c oxidase subunit 5Aa. The transcript is spliced from 5 exons. Gene Ontology annotation, biological process: mitochondrial electron transport, cytochrome c to oxygen. Lineage: Eukaryota; Metazoa; Chordata; Actinopteri; Syngnathiformes; Syngnathidae. Gene Ontology annotation, cellular component: mitochondrial inner membrane; respiratory chain complex IV. Bases 74 to 499 code for a protein of 141 amino acids. The record is from RefSeq and is a predicted model, not a curated record.
UGGCUAAGCGGCGUUGACUGAGCUUCCUGCUAGGACAACUGACCGGUCGGUCGCAGCUUGGCUGUCCUGCAUCAUGUUGAGAGCAGCCGUCCGCCUGUCUUUCUCCGGUGUUCGGAGUUUGACACUUCCAAAACCGGUUUGCCAAGGUGCGUUGGCCUCAAGGUGCUAUUCACAUGGGAAACAGGAGACCGACGAGGAGUUCGAUGCACGCUGGGUAACCUACUUCAACAAGCAAGACAUCGAUGCGUGGGAACUGCGAAAAGGGAUGAACACGUUGAUUGGUUACGAUCUGGUACCUGAGCCAAAGAUUCUUGAGGCAGCGCUGCGAGCUUGUCGGAGGUUAAACGACUUGGCCAGUGCAAUCCGAAUUCUCGAAGCGGUUAAGGAUAAAGCUGGCCCACACAAAGAGAUCUACCCAUACCUUCUUCAAGAACUUAGGCCAACAUUAGACGAGCUCGGAAUCUCUACACCUGAAGAGCUCGGUAUUGACAAAGUCUGAAUCAAGUGGAAUUGGAAGUCCGAAGAACGCAGAAUCUUGUCUAUCAACGUUUGCCUCAUCCGUCUGAUAUUUAAGUUUGCCUUUAUUGAGUUCUUUUGCUUGUAAAAUAUUGAUGAACCUAAUAAAGGACAAUUUAUCUGUAAUGUUUGUCGCAAAAUUUUCAGAAUACUGUUUUAAAAGAAAACGUUGAGUACUUAAGGAAGCAAUAGAUUCGUUAUGAGUUGCUUCAAGAGAGGCUGCACUUGUUUGGAAGUGCUUAUGUGAAGUUCACUUGUCGCCACCAGAGGCCAGCAUUUUCACUUUAUUAAAAAGCCAUCUACUGCUUUUGUGGGUUUUUUCAUUUCAGGGACAAUGUUCAAUGCAGAGAUUCAAAUAAACAUGUUCAAAUGGCA